Messenger RNA from Andrographis paniculata, 2326 nucleotides. Its product is annotated as putative pentatricopeptide repeat-containing protein At3g05240. The transcript has a single exon. Gene Ontology annotation, biological process: RNA modification. The coding region runs from base 5 to 2017 and encodes 670 amino acids. The record is from RefSeq and is a predicted model, not a curated record. Gene Ontology annotation, molecular function: RNA binding; protein binding. NCBI's taxonomy places the organism in Eukaryota, Viridiplantae, Streptophyta, Magnoliopsida, Lamiales, Acanthaceae.
CUUAAUGAAUUCCCCGCUUCCGUUUCGAGUUGCUAACGAUCUUCUUCUCCAUGAAACUCCAUCAAAAUUCCUCUCCCGCCUUCAAUUGUUGCAGCUCCACUCACUACUCAUCACAUCGGGCCUCCAAUUCGCCGCCCCUUCAGCAGCCCUCUCGCUCCUCAACCUCUACCUCUCAAAUCCGGCGACUCUCCCCCAGGAGGCCGCCGCUGUUUUCCGCCAAGUUCGAGACCCCGCCAAAUGGAAUCUCAUGAUCCGACACGCUUCAGCCAACGCUCCUCUAAAGGCGCUGUCUCUGUUCAGAGAAAUACGAGCUGCUGUUAAUGGCGGAACUGAUCCUUUCAUUUGUGCUUCUUCGAUUAAAGCUUGUAAUAAGGCUCGGGCCAUCCGGGAAGGUAAAUCGGUGCACUGUCAUGUGAUUAGGUUUGGACUCGAUUGGAAUGUGAAUGUUCUAAACAGUCUCGUUAGCUUUUACAUGAGCUCUGCGGAUUUGUUGAGUUAUGCAGUCAUGGUGUUCGAUAAAAUGCCUGAGAGAACUGUUGUGAGUUUUAACACUAUCAUAUCCGGGCAUCUUCGGAGCGGGAAUUUUGAUGCGAGUUUAAAGUUUUUUAGGGGAAUGUUGAACGGUUCUUUUGGUUUGAUUAUGAAGCCUAAUUAUGUUACUUUUGUGGUUUUGAUAUCAGCUUGUGUUGAAUUUAGGGAAGGAAGAACUGGAAUUUCUCUACAUUGUUUUUGUUUUAAAACUGGAUUGGAUUGUAAUAGUGAAGUAAGCAAUGCCCUUAUUGAUUUGUAUGCGAAACUUCGACGCAUUGAUGAUGCUGAAAGGGUGUUGGAAGAUAUGCCGGAGAAAGAUUUGAUUUCGUGGAAUUCAAUGCUUUGGGGAUAUGCGAAUAGCAAUGAUGUUUCUUGCACAUUCUCAUUUUUUACAAAAAUGAGGGGUGAGGGCAUUCGGAUUGACAGAGUAUCGAUCAGUUGUGUGGUGUCCGUCUGUGAAGAAAUUUCUGUCGGGAGGAUGAUCCACGGUUAUGUAAAAGCUAUCGGGAUGGAGUCUGAUGUUUCUGUCGGAACUUCAUUGAUUGAUAUGUAUGCGAAAUGCAGGGAGGUGGAGUCUGCGAGGAAGCUUUUUGACGAACUACCGAAGGAAGAUAUUGAACAUUGGAAUGCUAUGAUACAUGUCUAUAUCGAACAUGGAUUUGCGCAGAAAGCAUUGGAGCUUCUUGAUCAGAUGAAAGUCCGAGGUUUGGAAUUCGAUGAGGUCACUCUUUUGGGAUUGGUUAUGGCCUGUCGCGAUACGGGGCAACUGCAUCGGGGUAUUAUCGCGCAUUCUAUUGUGGAGAAAGAUGCGAUUUUUAAAAAAAGUGUAGUUUUGGGGAAUGCUCUUAUCGACAUGUAUGCGAAAUGCGGGAGCUUAGAAAGAGCUAGAGCUGUUUUCGACGGAAUGCCCCAGAGAGACAUCGUUUCAUGGACGUCGAUGAUUGUGGGUUACGCCGUAAACGGAGAAGGAAAGAAAUCGCUCGCUACUUUCGAGCAGAUGCGCGCCGAGAAACUUCCUCCCAAUUCCGUUACCUUCGUCGGUGUUCUAUUGGCUUGCGAUCACGCCGGUCUGAUAGAUGAAGGCAUAAGAUUGUACGAAACUAUGUCGGAAGUGUACCGUAUCGAGCCACAGAUCGAGCAUUGCGGUUGCAUCGUCGACAUGCUUGCGAGAGGCGGAAGAAUCGAGGAGGCUCGGAGAUUUGUUAAGAACAUGCCGGUGGCACCGAAUGCGCUGAUUUGGCGAAUCUUGGUCAGUGGUUGUAGGGUGCACGGCCGCGUCGACAGCGGAUUGAAUCUUGUCACCGGAUUAUCGGAGCUUGAUUUCUCCUCCGGCGAGUUUGAGUCUGAGUCUGCUGAUUUUGUAGCUUCGUCGAAUAUGUAUGCCGAAGCUGGAAGAUGGGGCGACGUGCUUGAUCAGAGAAGCUACAUGGCUGAUCGGCGGGCUUACAAAGCCGCCGGAAAAAGUUCCCUUUUAUUGCCUGAAUGAAUAAGAUGUUCUUAAGGAUCAGUUCUGGCAUUGCCUUGUCUACACUGUCGUAAUCUAUGGUGUUCGAAUAGUUAAGAAGAUUGAAUAUUGGACUAAUAAAUUAUGUUGGAGCUUUUGUUCAACAAAGUCAAGAUGGCCGAGCGGUCUAAGGCGCCAGUUUCAGGUACUGGUCCGAAAGGGCGUGGGUUCAAAUCCCACUCUUGACAUUUCUUUUUUAAUUCUGGUGUGUUUCAGGUUUUCGGGAAUCAAAGACAGGUAAUGAUCCACGAUUUGAUCGAUCUUCCCACCUGCUUCCACUGUAACCCUAAA